Molecule: messenger RNA, 472 nt
Organism: Sardina pilchardus (European sardine)
Lineage: Eukaryota; Metazoa; Chordata; Actinopteri; Clupeiformes; Clupeidae
Product: oxidized low-density lipoprotein receptor 1-like
Exons: 4
Coding region: 35-472 (145 amino acids)
Biological process (GO): regulation of natural killer cell mediated cytotoxicity
Cellular component (GO): plasma membrane; cell surface
Molecular function (GO): signaling receptor activity
Source: RefSeq, a predicted model, not a curated record
UAAUUGUCUCACUCAGUGCAUUUCUCUGUUCAUCAUGGAAAUGGACCACAUCUAUGGAAAUGUAUGUGCGGAUAACACUGAGAGCUACAAAGCCUCUCAGGACACCAUAAAGGUCAGCAGAAAAGCCCUAAUUGUUCUUCUGAUAAGUGGAGUGAUUCUGCUGCUUGGUGUGGCAGUUCUUGGUACAUUGACAUACCAAUAUGCAAGUAAACUAAGUGAUGAACAAAAGAAGUUUGCUCUGCUGGAUGCUCAACAUAACAAUAUAUCAGCUGAUUUGAAUAACACCGCUGAAUGCAGUUGUAGGACUUGUCCUGAGGGAUGGAUGCAUCACAGAGGAAAGUGCUACCUGUUCUCCUCUUCAGAAAUGAACUGGGAGGGAAGUCGAGACCACUGCAUCACCUUAGGGGGUCACCUAGUCAUAGUGAAUAAUCAAGAGGAGCAGGUAAAGUGGACUACAUGUGUGAACAUCUGA